Perognathus longimembris pacificus (Pacific pocket mouse) is the source of this 3470-nucleotide messenger RNA. RefSeq names its product transducer of ERBB2, 2 (gene Tob2). Gene Ontology annotation, biological process: regulation of gene expression. The transcript has a single exon. The record is from RefSeq and is a predicted model, not a curated record. Gene Ontology annotation, molecular function: transcription corepressor activity. Lineage: Eukaryota; Metazoa; Chordata; Mammalia; Rodentia; Heteromyidae. Bases 61 to 1164 code for a protein of 367 amino acids. Gene Ontology annotation, cellular component: nucleus; cytoplasm.
GAGCCGGGGCCCGGCCGCCCCCUGCCCCCUGCCGCUGACCCGCGAGCCCCGGAGGGGACCAUGCAGCUGGAGAUCAAAGUGGCCCUGCACUUCAUCAUCUCCUACCUGUACAACAAGCUGCCCCGCCGCCGCGCCGACCUGUUCGGGGAGGAGCUCGAGCGCCUCCUGAAGAAGAAGUACGAGGGCCACUGGUACCCGGACCGGCCCCUCAAGGGCUCGGGCUUCCGCUGCGUGCACAUCGGGGAGCUGGUGGACCCCGUGGUGGAGCUGGCGGCCCGGCGGAGCGGCCUGGCGGCCGAGGACGUGCGCGCCAACGUGCCCGAGGAGCUGAGCGUCUGGAUCGACCCCUUCGAGGUGUCCUACCAGAUCGGGGAGAAGGGCGCCGUCAAGGUGCUGUACGUGGGCGACGGGCCCGGGGGCGGCGGCGGCGGCGGGGAGGGCGGCGGGGCCGGCGGCGGCGGCGGGGCCCCGGAGCCGGACAAGGAGGCCCGCAGCAGCUUCAACCCCGACGCCCAGGUGUUCGUGCCCAUCGGCAGCCAGAGCCGCUCCCUGACCAGCUCCCCGUCGCCGCCCUUCGGCCGCUCCCCGAGCCCCACCUUCCUGCCCCGCGCCUCCCAGCCCCUCACCUUCACCACCGCCUCCUUCGCCGCCACCAAGUUCGGCUCCACCAAGAUGAAGAAGGGCGGGGCCGGGGGCGGGGCCUCCGCCGGAGGGGGCGGGGUCGGGGGCGGGGCCGGCGGCACGCAGCCCGCGCCGCCCCAGCCUGCCCCGCGCGCCGCCGCCGCCGCCGCCUCCGCGGCGCGCUCGCCCCCCGCCAGCCCGCCCAAGCCCCAGGGCCUCGCCCUGUCGGUGCACCCGCUGAGCCUCCUCGCGGCCGGCGCCGCCCCGCAGUCCCAGCUCUCGCCCAACGCCAAGGAGUUCGUCUACAGCGGCGGCCGCGGCGGCUCCUCCUCGCCCGGCCUCCUCUUCGACGGGGCGGCCGGCGGCACCGGCACCGGCGGCGGCUUCGACGUGGCCCAGGUGCUCGGAGGCGGCGGCGGCGGCGGCGGCAACGCCAACAGCCUCUUCCUGGAGAAGACGCCCUUCGUGGAAGGCCUCAGCUACAACCUGAACAGCAUGCAGUACCCCAGCCAGCCAUUCCAGCCCGUGGUGCUGGCCAACUGACACCGCACGCACGCACGCACGCGCACGCACGUGUGUCCCCAUCGGAUCGGGCCCCCGCGCCGGACCACACGGGAAGCUUCGAGAAGGGCUCCAGAGCGCCCCCACUCCGCCUCGGGGUUCCACCCCCACCCACCCACCACCGCCUGACGGUUUCCUGCCGGCCUCUGGUUUCCUUGGUCGAUUCAGGUUUUGCAUUUUUCUCCCCCCCCCCAUAGUUGUCCUGUAAUCAGUGGCUUCCUGUGCUAAGAACGGUGGGCGUGUGGCCGCUCCCUCCCUCCCUCCUUCCUGCACACCCCUGCGGUGAUCAGUGUGUUCCAGCCCCCAGGGCAGGGAGGGAGAAGCUGUCUUCGCUUCCCCCCCCCCCCCCCCCCCCCCCCGUCGUCGUCGUCUCGGGGCCACUGGACACCAUCCCCCCCGAAAGCUGAUGUCCCUCCAGGCAGGCAGGGAAGGUGGCACUUGGUCUCCUGGAGAUCCUCUCAUCCCACCAUUCCCUCCUGGCCCUGGAGAUGCGCCUGUUGAUGCACGCCGAGGCUGCGGGGUGGGCGUGGGGGGUCGAGUGUGUGUCUGUGUGUGUUUGCUCUCCCGUGCGUGCGCGUGCUAAAGGAUCCCCCGCCACGUGGGCUUCCCCUCUGGAUGUGACUACAAAGCGGGGGGCCUGGGUCGGGGUGAGGUGUCAGCCCCCCUCACCGCCCCCCCCUGCCCCCCCCCCCCCCCCGCAGGGCUGGCCAGGUGGCGGGGUGAUUGUGUGCCUGAGCCCAAGACACUCCCAGGAGAAACACUGCAAUAGCAACUGCUGUCCACGCUGCAGAGAGAUCUGCACUUUGGUUUGUUUUUGACCAAAAAAAAAAUUUUUUUUAAAGUCUGCUCUGUGGGGUGGGAGAAUAAAUACCCCAGCCUCCAGGGACUCCACUGACCCUGUCAUGUGACUUGGGGGGGGGCUGCCCAGGGAGGCGGGGCUGGAGUGCCGAGGGGUGCCUGGUGUGCAGCGAGUGGCCGUUGCACACACUUGUGUCCUGCCCAAGAGCUUCUGACUUGCCGCCCCAUCUCGGGGCUUUGACCCUGUGAGUCCUGGUCUCCUUGUGGCCCUGGAGUACAGCAGUGCCCUCCUUCCCCUGCCACUGUAUAAGUGGGAGGGCUUUUCUCCGACCCAAAAGCAGCUCCAAACCACGAUGCUUUGGCCUGGGCACUUAGCACCAGGACCCAUCACCAGACAGCACCAAGAUCCUCGGCACCCCCCACCCCACGCCCACCCCCAGGGGCCCCAAGUGGAAAGUUCCGUUCCAGUGGCUAGGGCCCAGACAGACAUUGCCAGCCUCCUGUCCCUGCGGCGGACACCAGCACUACCUCCCCAGCGGGGCAGAGCCUGCUCCCGGCCGGGCACCAUCUGCCCCCCUCAGCCUCAGGGCCAGGCCAGCCCGCCCCCUCCCUUAGCCUUGGCUGACUCCCAGGUGACAGGCCCCAGGCAGAUGGCUUCUCUCUGGGACAGGUAGGGUGCUGCCUUAUCCCCUCCUCCCGUCCCCUACACACCCACCCCACCGCACCUGGGGGGAGCCGAGCCCCUUUGCAUGACUCCAGCCCGGCCUCCGUGCCCGGUCCAGUCUGUCUUGUCUCAAAUCUAGGCAUUUUUGCUUCAACUUUAUUUUUUUUUUUAAAGAAAAAACAACAACACAACUCUGCACUACAAUUUACCUGGUUUCGUAGGGCUUUUUUUUAUUUUCUACAUUUCUUGGUGUCCGUUUGUAUUGAUAAUUUGCUACAUUUGUAAAAUGUAAGAGGUAUAUAUAAUAUAUGUAUAUUUCUAACGUAAGAAACGUAAUUUUUUUUCUUUUCAAGAUUUUUUCUUAAAAAGGAGAUGAACCGAUAUUUUUUCAGGAAAAACAAACUUUAAAAUAAAAAAAAGAGGAGAAUAGAAUCAUUUUCUCCCCUUUUCCUAUCCUCUGUGUCUGUUCUUCCCCAGGAGCAAGUGUGUUAUUUUGUAAAGAAAUGUUACUGCUGUGGGUUCCGAAUGGUGGCUUUUCUGCAGUGCAGAAUGCUCUAGAUCCUUGAGUCUCUUCCGGGGUGGGAAGGGGGGUAUUGAGGCAGCCGCAGAGAGGAGCUGGGGAGGGGGGCUGGGAAAUGACCUGUUUUUCUUUAGUGAAGGAGGAAUACAAUCCCACGUUUUGUAUUCAGAAUGUUGUGCAAUAUUUUGGAAUGGGACAUUGGUGUGCGUAGAGAUUUAAAAAACACAAAAAGAUUGAUCAAAUCUGUACAGUUUAUAUUGUUCCAGAUUUUUUUAAGUUUGUAUUAAAAGCAUGAUAUAUAAUAGC